AUGACAACUGUCAACAGCCUUGUAAAACUUUGCAAAGCAGAAGGACUGUCCUUCGACACCAUAAAAUAUCACCAAGACGUUACUGGCUUUGGUAGUGUAUUCGAAGCACUUGAGAAGCGUACGAAUAUUAAGGAAAUUGAGGUCCUUCUCUGGGGUAACCCGAAAAAUGUACAGGAGAUGGGUCUGCUCUCGUCUCUGGAAGCCAUCGCUAAAGAAACCAACGAGUCCGUGACUGCGGCUUGGGAAGCAUGUGGUGACUCGGCCAAGGCGAUACAGAUGUUAGAAGAUAUCUGUGUCAAAGCCAUAUCCCGCUUGCCAGGCGUUCAAGUACCAGGAGUAAAUAUCUCUGCUGCACUCAAGGAGGUCUGGGUAAUGCUGGUUAGAGCACACAGGUCCAUGGAGAGAGCCCGCCAUGGCCAUGACGCAUCGACUGACUCUUUUCUUAACUUUCUAUUCAACCGCCGAGACACUCGCCUUGAAAGGUUUAUGGCUGGCGUGAGUGCAGUGGAGGCUACCUAUGACAAUAAUUCACGGGAACGGUUCUUGCUAGAAAACCUUUACGAAGCUCUGAGAAUCGACAAUAUGCCUACUUUGAAAUAUUGGGUCGACGCACAAUACGCUGAAACUGGUCCCAUGCAGAUAAAAAAUGGCCUGUGGAAAGCUAAUGAGGGCAUAUACAAACCCAUUAAUGAUCGCGAAACUGACCCGGAUUUUCUACCGAAGGUUGGCUUGGUUCAAAUGAAGAAGAUAAACCCAGAUGGAACUAGGCGAUAUAAGGGUAGUUUUGAGACUCCUGAAAAACCGAUGUGGAUAGCCAACCGCAUGGCACUUUACGUAUCAAAUGAUCAGGUAGUCCCUACCCAAGAAACCCAGGUUGUGCUGCAAGGGCUGGAGGAAAGAAACUUCGAUUUUCGAGACCUGGAGGAUCAAAUCAUUUGGAAUUAUCCUCCUUUCUCACCUGGCUGUCUGGUAUGGUACCAGUUGCGAGGGAUCUCAAACACACUUAGCGGGCCUGAUGGGUCAUGGAGAAAGGAUGGCGAUUAUGCCAAAGCCCGCGCUACAAUUUCUUUUCGAGAGAAGCUGGCAAGAAGCAUGGACUGCAUUGAAGAGAUCGAAGAAUCUGUGAAUAUGCUCAAUGUUAAUGUGUUGGAUCCCAUGCUGAGACGCUUCAGCGAUGUUAUGAGCACUCUGCAAGAUCUAUCUGCUAAUCUUCUCUAUGGAGAUGACGAUGACCAACAUAUCAGCUUCACAGAAUUGAGGAAUUCGACGAGCCUCUGGACUUCAAGUUUCGACUGUGCCAAGAGGUUCAUUAAUAAGUCCCCGCCGAUGCACUUUCGAGAUCGUGUUUGUUUUGCAGAGAUCUCUGACAACCGACUCGAAACCCAAGUAGAGCGAAAAGGAACUGACUGGACACAAGUUGUGAUGGGUUUCGAAAAAGUCGACCUUGACAGGCAGAAACCGCUAUACAGUUUGAUUGCUCAUCAAGAUGGCCAAAAAGACGUACCUACCAUCACAACCUACGGCGACCCAAACUCCAUACCAGUAGGAGCUCGGGCACGUAUGUUACAGUUACCGAAGUCAAGCCAGAGUGAGUUCGGUAGAGUUAGCAACUGGCAACAAGCAAAAACCGGCGACUACUACGAGAUUCCUGUCACUUUCGCCAACACAUAUAAUUCGAAGCCUAAUGUUACCUGUUGGCUGGAGGGUUUCGAAGCUCAUACAACGAAAAACCUUCGUGUCCGUGCAGAAGUCAUUGACACAACUGACAAAGGUUGCGUUAUAAGAAUCGGUGGUUGGUGGGAUACAGAGCUCGUCCACGUAAAUGCUGUUUGGUUUGCGCACGCUGCAGAUCACCCGCAUGUCUUUACCGGAGGUGGCAGUGUGCACAAAUACGGUCAGCAUUCUGACAUAUGGGCCCCCUUCGUCUCAGUGGACUUCCCCGAAGGAAGGUUUAAGAAGCGAAGACCUGAUAUUUUUCUGGCAAUUUCACUUCUCGACACACAUCACCUGUUCAACCCUAGAUGCGAGCUUAAGGCCACAAACGUUACCAAGCGAGGGAUGAAAGUCUCGGUGGAUGCGUGGUGGGACACAUAUUGCUACGAGGCUGGUUUUUCAUGUAUUGCGUUCGAUCCAGAUUUUUUCCAGGAGGGAUCCAAGGUUUAA
Messenger RNA from Fusarium proliferatum ET1, 2163 nucleotides. RefSeq lists its product as uncharacterized. Gene Ontology annotation, cellular component: protein complex involved in cell adhesion; cell surface; phagocytic vesicle. Gene Ontology annotation, molecular function: oligosaccharide binding; N-acetylgalactosamine binding; polysaccharide binding. The transcript is spliced from 6 exons. The record is from RefSeq and is a predicted model, not a curated record. Gene Ontology annotation, biological process: cell-cell adhesion. The coding region runs from base 1 to 2163 and encodes 720 amino acids. Lineage: Eukaryota; Fungi; Ascomycota; Sordariomycetes; Hypocreales; Nectriaceae.